UCCGAGCCCCUCAUUGAUCUCUCUAUGUUGCCAGACAAUUACUCGAAUGAUUCAUGGACCCUCGUCAUGACAUCUCCUGAUGAGGUUCUCGCCCAUGAAGGCGAUGAACUCGAGGCCCCCAGAGAGCCAAACUUCAUUUCUGAGGUCUGCUGUCAGUACGUAAUCCGUUCUCUUCUCUACUCAAAUUCAUUUACAAGUCGGCACGUCACUGGCUCUAUUAAACAUAGCCUUAUAAUGAUGACUGUUUCACUUGAUUAG
Protopolystoma xenopodis is the source of this 258-nucleotide messenger RNA. The record is from the annotation of a GenBank genome assembly. NCBI's taxonomy places the organism in Eukaryota, Metazoa, Platyhelminthes, Monogenea, Polystomatidea, Polystomatidae.